UUUCCAGCUGAAGGUCUCGGGGGAAUAUCAAACUACCACGUCUGCAGCGGGGAGAGAGAGGAAGAGAAGAGGGGGAUCAUAAUAAGCCAAAUGUAAGAUAGGGACGAGUGGACAGCGAGGAGUUAAGACUGCUUCAUGAAAAUAAAGUUGACUGCAACAUCUGGAGCAAGGCGCAAGCUGAAUUUGGACAUAAAGUACGCACAGCCUGCAGCUCCAGAGCCCUCCUUCGGACUUCGUGCUUCCAGCAACGUCCGAUAAUUUGGUUAAAAUUCACCGAAACGCGAGAAGAAUGCACAGACUGGACAAAUACCUCUCGUGGUUUAAGUAACUUGAGUAAUAAGUAGCAGAGACGCACUCCUGCAACUCUUUUGGAAACUCUUUCUGUGCUUUGCGCCAAGUCGAUCUCGGUUGCGCCUGGAAAUUCACUCACGCCUUUUCACAGAUAAUGUUCUGACAAAUAGCAAAGCGAAGUUUGCGCGGACUGUUAGAGGAAGAUCUGUAAUUUUUUUUUUUUUUUUUUUUUUUUUUUUGAGAGACAAGUGAUGGCACCAGAGCCCAAAUCGCUUGUCCGACUGCUGUUGCUGGCGGUGGUGUGGGAGCUGACCGCACAGGGAGCGACGGAGCGACAAAUCAACCCGGAGUCAUGGCUGCAGCAGUACGGUUACCUGCCUCCGGGCGACAUGAGGACUCAUUCCCUCCGCUCCCCUCACUCCGUCUCCUCAGCCAUCGCCGCCAUGCAGAGGUUCUAUGGCCUCACCGUCACUGGCACCUUUGACACCAACACCAUUGAGGCCAUGCGUCGACCACGCUGUGGUGUGCCAGAUAAAUUUGGUGCCGAGCUGAAGAGUAACCUGAGGAAGAAGCGAUACGCAAUCCAGGGUUUGAAGUGGAACAAGAAUGACAUCACUUUCAGUAUACAGAACUACACCCCUAAGGUGGGUGAGUACGAGACCCAAGAGGCCAUCAGGAAGGCCUUCAAGGUGUGGGAGAGCGUCACUCCCCUACGUUUCCGGGAGAUCCCCUACAGUUACAUACGGGACAAGGUGGAGGAGUUUGCAGACAUUAUGAUCUUCUUCGCCGAGGGUUUCCAUGGUGACAGCAGUCCAUUUGAUGGCGAGGGGGGCUUCCUGGCCCAUGCCUAUUUCCCUGGUAAUGGCAUUGGUGGGGACACCCACUUCGAUGCGGCUGAGCCAUGGACUAUUGGAAACAGAGAUCUGUUAGGUAAUGAUAUUUUCCUGGUUGCGGUGCAUGAACUGGGCCAUGCUCUGGGUCUGGAGCACUCCAAUGACCCUUCAGCCAUAAUGGCUCCCUUCUACCAGUGGAUGGACACAGAGAACUUCCAACUUCCCGACGAUGAUCGCAGAGGCAUACAGCAACUUUAUGGGUCUGGAUCAGGUCCUCAGCCACCUCCUGUAACACCCCAAACACCAUACAGUCCCCAGCCCCCAUACUCACCAGACAAGCCUCGCUUUGGCCCCAACAUUUGUGAUGGACACUUCGACACCAUCGCCAUCCUUAGAGGAGAAAUGUUUGUUUUCAAGGAAAAAUGGUUCUGGAGGGUACGUAACAACCAUGUUCUAGAUGGAUAUCCUAUGCCGAUUGGUCACUUUUGGAGAGGACUGCCAACUCAUAUAAAUUCUGCUUUUGAAAGGGAUGACGGGAAAUUUGCUUUCUUCAAAGGGGACAGGUAUUGGGUGUUUACUGAAUCAAUUCUGGAUGCUGGUUACCCAAUGAGCCUCAAGGAAAUGGGCACUGGGCUUCCCAAAGAUCGAAUAGACGCUGCUCUCUACUACACCCCCACUGGACAGACAUUUUUCUUCAGGGCAAACAAGUAUUACCGUUUCAAUGAAGAUUCAAGAACUGUUGAUGAUGGCUAUCCGAAGUCAGUCAGUGUGUGGCAGGGAGUGCCUGACAACAUCAAGGCAGCCUUCAUGAGCAAAGAUCAAGCGUACACCUACUUCUACAAAGCCAACAAGUACUGGAAAUUCAACAACCAGAUGAUGCGUGUAGAGCCGGGAUACCCAAAAUCAGCCCUUCGUGACUGGAUGGGCUGCCCCAACGAAGACCCCAAGACGGACGGAGGAAGAGAUGGAGGAAGAGACGGAGGAAGAGACGGAGGCGGACACGACAAGGACAAGGAGAGGGAGAAGGAGAAGGAACGGGAGGAUAAAGACAGAACUAGAGAUAGAGAGAGGGACAGAGAGAGGGAAAAGGAGAAGGAGGAGGAGGAGGAUACGGAGGUGAUCAUUAUUAAAGAGGUUGGGGGUGGAAGUGGAGCAGCAGUGGUGGUGGUGCCGCUCUUCCUCUUAGUGUGUGUGAUUGUGACGCUGGCAGCCUUGGUGUUUUUCCGUCGGAAUGGUACCCCACGCCGACUCCUCUACUUCCAGCGAUCUUUACUGGACAAGGUGUAGACGGAGGAGGAGAAGGGGAGGGAAAGAGGAGGGAGAGACAGGGAGAGAAAGAGAACAAAAGUGGAAGGAAAUGUUGAACAUGGAUAAUAAGAGCAGAAGAGACAGUGAUAAAACUGGGGAAAGAGCAGAAGGAAAAGCACCACACUUUUAUUUUAAAAUAUUGUUACCACUGCCAGAUUCCUUUUGCCCUAUCUCUCAACCAUUUCAUCCUUCCAUCCUUUUUAUUUUCUUUCCCGUCUGUCUCCGCCUGCCUCGUGGUUACUGACGCCAGCUCAUUGCUGUUUGUUUUAGCCUUUUUUCAAUGUCCUAUUUUUAAUUUUUGUCAGUGGUCAGUGUUUGUGUCCUUGUGAAUUUCCGCUUCGAACCUGCAUCUUCAUGAUGCCCAUUCUAGCAUGUUCCUCUGAGUAAGCAAAGAGCGUUUGGUUGCUCGUUCCUCCCCCUUGUUAACUAGCACACACUCACAUUAACACACACAUUUGGAAACCACAGUGGUGCUGUCAUUGUGGUUCUUAAUCUUCCAGCAGAGUUACGAGUCAGAGCCAGUAUGGACCAUAAAAGGGAAGCAAAACAUUAGCUUAAGUCUGACAGAAUCAUGAGAUACACUCAUAUCAGAGUCAACCAAUAAAUGCAAUGUGCCUUUUCCUUUUUAUAUCAAUGUCUUUAGUGCUGAUUAUUAUUAUAAAUGAUAUUGUCACUAUUAUUAUGACUAUUACUAUUAUUGUUGUUGUCCUCUGUGUAAAGAAUGUGUUUUUGUACAUUGUCAUUAAAAAGUCCUGCUGGACAGUGACAUACAGCUUUGAAAGUGGCCUUAAUUUUAUAUAUGUGGGGACAGUGAAUGGGGAAGGGAGUUAUGUGUUCUUGAAACUUGAUUGUUUUUUUUUUUUACCUUGAAUCUAUCUCAAAUGAAAAUAAAUUGAAGAUCUGAAAAUGACUCCUUUUUGUCAUCGUACUUGUUUACAAAUCAUGGUGCUGCAUUAUUAGUCAGGGGUUAUGAGCAGUUAACAACGAUAAUGCUACUAGUGAUAAUGAUAAUAAUGAUAAUUAUCUAGUUUUCGCAAUGAUAUUGUGUGUGUGUGUUCAUACUCACUUAUAUUUUUAAGCUUUUCUUACUAAAUAAAGUAAUUUCAAAAGUC
Scatophagus argus is the source of this 3544-nucleotide messenger RNA. It is a transcript of the gene mmp14b, whose product is annotated as matrix metallopeptidase 14b (membrane-inserted). Gene Ontology annotation, molecular function: metalloendopeptidase activity; zinc ion binding. NCBI's taxonomy places the organism in Eukaryota, Metazoa, Chordata, Actinopteri, Scatophagidae. Gene Ontology annotation, cellular component: extracellular matrix. Bases 543 to 2411 code for a protein of 622 amino acids. Gene Ontology annotation, biological process: extracellular matrix organization; collagen catabolic process; skeletal system development. The record is from RefSeq and is a predicted model, not a curated record. The transcript has 10 exons.